ACCUAUGAAUUUUGUUUUUUUACUAUGGAAACAUCUUUUGUUUUAAAAUUUUUUAUCAACUUAUGUUCGAAGUUGUCAUAGUGUCGCUCACAAUUUAAGUCGUCGGUUUUACUGAAAGCCAGUGCACAUUUGCUCUUCAAAGAUUUUAAUUGGUGAUUACUAUUACUUUGAUUUGUUGUCUUUUCUCGCGGCUUAUUAACUGUGUUCAUUACUUCAUCAAGAUGAGAACAAUGAGCAAACAACAACAGCUGGAAACUAUGGCCACUGAUAAGGUCAUUAAAAAACGUGAAGGGCGUGAAGCUCCAAAGAAACAAGAUGGAGCCAGCAAAGUGCCAGGACAAGCAAUAGCAAAACAAGAAACACAAGAAAAGGAUGAAACUAUCCCGGAAGGCAACCAAAACAGGCAACCGAAAAUACAUGAAGUCGUCCAGAUUGAUGAGAAUGAUCGCAGCAAGCUGCCUAUUUUGAUUAUUCGCACACAGUUAAGAUUAAGGCGUGCACUUAAUGAUAUUGAUGGAUCAGCUUUCUUGCACCCGGACCUAUAUAUCCAGCGCAAAAAAGAGGUUUUGGAAUCGCAAAACAUGAAAUUUAAGGCGAUCGCUUCGGAGACUGACAACAUGCUUGACCAAUUGCGUGACAUGUGCACCAACUGCAUGACGAAGAAAAUGAGGCGUCAACGUCACGAGUAUCGUGAAAAAUUCAUAGAGAUGAAGAAGUCUGCCUUGGAGGAAUCGAGGAAGAUAGAAAAACUAUUGAAGAACAAUAAGCAUUUCGAAAACAUGCUGGAAAAAGCAAAGCAGAGGAAGAUAUACCGCGCUGAAUUUAAAAUUGGAAGUUAAAAAUUAUCGCUGAUCAGUGAUCAAUUUAAUGAUAAAAUUUGAUGUAUUAUCCAGGGAUGAGUGACAAAAAAGUCGUUUAAUUUCAGUUUUACGUACGGCCGUCUCAAAAUUCAAGUUGUACCCCUUUCGUAAUUAGUUUUCGGAGCCACCAACUAAGUCCACAUUGUCAUUAAUAACCGCUUCAACAUUUUUAUAGUGUUGUGAACAUUAGUAAUAUGUAAGUUAUAGAUUCUUAGGCUCUAUACUUUUUACAUUUAUGACUGAUGUUCACCUGUUCGUUUAUUAUGUUGUUUAAAUAAAUGCUUUCCAUGUA
This is a messenger RNA of Aethina tumida (small hive beetle), 1152 nucleotides long. RefSeq lists its product as uncharacterized. The record is from RefSeq and is a predicted model, not a curated record. Lineage: Eukaryota; Metazoa; Arthropoda; Insecta; Coleoptera; Nitidulidae. Bases 222 to 839 code for a protein of 205 amino acids. The transcript is spliced from 4 exons.